AAUUCUUAUCAACUCUUACAACCAAACAUAACAAACCUCAAAAUGUUCAGCAAAAUCAUUGCUUUCGGUGCAUUCCUAGCCGCCGCUAAGGCCGGUCUCCAUGGACACGCCGUGUCAUCUCAAAGCAUCGUGCAUCACGGUGCGGGACAUUACGCCCCUCUCGCUGCGGCCCCAUUAGCUUACGGACAUUACGCCGCCCCUUCCCACCAAUAUGAAGGACAUGACAUCUACGCGCACCCGAAAUACGACUUCGCGUACUCGGUGGCGGACCCGCACACGGGCGACCACAAGUCACAGCACGAGAGCCGCGACGGCGACGCGGUGCACGGCUCCUACUCCCUGGUGCAGCCCGACGGCUCCGUCCGCAACGUGCACUACACCGCUGACGACCAUCACGGUUUCAACGCCGUAGUGCAUAACUCCGCGCCUUCCGUGCACCCGCACGCCGCGUACCCUCAUCACUACUGAAUUAAUGAUUACUAAAAAUGUCCAAAGCUGCUAGUUGCAAAACGUUUAUUUAUUAAAUAAUAAAUUAUAUUUGAAAUUAUAA
This is a messenger RNA of Zerene cesonia (dogface butterfly), 550 nucleotides long. Its product is annotated as cuticle protein 7-like. The coding region runs from base 43 to 468 and encodes 141 amino acids. Gene Ontology annotation, cellular component: extracellular matrix. The record is from RefSeq and is a predicted model, not a curated record. The transcript has 4 exons. Lineage: Eukaryota; Metazoa; Arthropoda; Insecta; Lepidoptera; Pieridae.